Molecule: messenger RNA, 585 nt
Organism: Zychaea mexicana
Lineage: Eukaryota; Fungi; Mucoromycota; Mucoromycetes; Mucorales; Lichtheimiaceae
Exons: 1
Molecular function (GO): zinc ion binding; nucleic acid binding
Source: RefSeq, a predicted model, not a curated record
GUUUGGCGUGUAGGCCGUUCUCCAGGCAGUGUCAUGCUUGACAUCAGCCCUGUGCCAGGCUCUGUUGACGACGUCGUCAAAAUACUGAUAAAGAAAUAUCCUCUUAACAAUGGUGUCCUUACGUACCGCGAAAGACAACGUGUAGUCGCUGAAAUCAACCUCAGAACUGAAGAACAAAGGUCCAGUGCCAUCGAGCAGGGCAUCGAGUUUACACCAACCAUAACGAUCUGUGCCACUCCCGCCUUGGCGAAGAAUGCCACGAUUGAAAAGCUUCGCCUCAUCCAUCUUCCGCUACUCAGCCCGGAAGAUCUGGAACGCGGUUUGCGAGAAACGUUUCGUCCUUACGGUGACAUCCUCGAUGUCGGUAUCAAUCGCAAUCCAAGAACGAAAGCUUACAUGGGCCAAGGUUUCGCCGUCCUGGAUAUACAGCCACGACAUAAUCAACAACUCCACGCUCUUGAUCAUCAUAUUCCCUGGUGCGGCGACCAGGAAGAGUUGAUCUAUGCCAAUUUUGAUCAGAAGCCGCUCCACUGCUCGCGCUGCCAUAAGCCAGGGCAUGCCGUUGCCGACUGCCCACGCGCCCGA